AGAACAUUUAGUUUAUUUUCUUUCUUUUUUUUAUUCAUGAUCACUGGAUGCGCUUGAAAUUUUCAUGAUUUGAAUUGAAGUUGAUUUGAACAUAGUUUUUAUGCUUAUAUAUUCAAGGCUUAUAUGACAAUGUCCAAGUAAGCAAAAAAAAAAGAAAAAAAAAGGAACUUAUUCAGCUCAAUUGCACAAGUCCAAAAAAUCCACAAGCUGAGGAAAACUAAAAAUUCCAAGAACACAAGAGGCAGCAUAGACGAGAAGAGGAAAGACUUUGGUGAUGAAAACAGGAAAGACAGGGCUCUAAAUAUUCACACCGAAGGCCAAUCAGAGCAAGCAGAUACACAUGGGCCAAACUAGACCCAGGCAAUAAAAACAAUCAGACAUGGGAGGAAGUAAAACUACACAUAAGACUCCAGAGGAAAAUAAAGCGGGACGUGAAUAACAAGAACCGAAGAAGCUAAAACAUAACUAGCACUAAAAUACAAAAAAAAAAAAAGUUAUUCUUGACCAAGAAUUAUUAAUUUCCUUUCUUCUUUCUUAAGAAAUGAGCUUCAUAAUCUUCAAGACCUAUUCAAACAAACAAAGGUGAAUAAAACAAGCACACGCAUUAUUACUAUUUGUUUUUUUUAAACUUAGGUUUCUUGAGGUGGAGAUGAAUUAACUAAAUAUUCUGCUUGUUACGGCUACUGAAAAACUCUUUUAUUUAUUUAGUUCAUUUAGUCAUUUCACUUUUUUUGCUGCCAUGCAGAAAUAUUUUACAAAUAAUUUAUCUUGAAGUUUUGACUUAAGUUCAGCAGAAAAUUCAAGUUAUUUUCUCAGACAUUUGAGCUAGUGAGUUCAGAUUUUGAGAUGCAGAGCGUAAUAAAUUUAUUAGACCGUCUAUCGUUAACUAGAAGAACACACAAAUAUUUAAAAAAUGCCUCAAAUUUGUUAAAAAUGAAAAAUCAUGUUUUUAUUUAUCAGACAAAUUCCUGCUGAAUUCAUGUUUUACACCCAGUUUUGAGAACACUAGACUUCUCUGAGAUGUUAGAAAUUAAACAUAAACAUUCAAGCAGUAAAAAAAAUGUUUCUGUUCAGGAAAGAAAGUAAAUAUUUCUACAUAUUUGUCAAAACUCAAAAAAAUAAUACUGACUUUUGAGAUAAUAACCUGAAAUUUUGACAUAUGGAUGCCUUUUUUCCCCAGAGGUGGAAACAAGCUUCCAUAUUUUGAUGUGUUGUGUCAGAUAACAUUUAUCAUCAAGCACCUAAUAUGUAUUUUUUUCACCCACAGAGAUGUUACAUCGCAUAAUUUUGCUUUUUGUGAGUCUGGUAUUUUUGGAACAAGUAUCCUUUGCAGAUUUUACUUCUUCACAAAUAGAAAAAUGCACAGAAACCACACGUGAGACAGAAGACUUUGAACAGCUGAAGAAACUCAGGAACAGAUUCACUUAUAUUGCAAGAAGCUGUAAAGAGAUCAAGGACCGAUAUGGUGAAUAUGAAGAUGGGGUGUACUACCUCACCACAGCUAAUGGCAUGCUGUACCAGACUUACUGUGACAUGACCACAGCUGGAGGCGGAUGGACGCUGGUGGCGAGCGUCCAUGAGAACAGCAUUUACGGAAGGUGCACAGCCGGCGAUCGCUGGUCCAGCCAGCAGGGCAACAAUGCUGACCUGCCUGAUGGAGAUGGAAACUGGUCCAACAGAAACACCUUUGGAACAGUAGAGAGCGCCACUGCUGAUGACUUUAAGAAUCCAGGUUACUAUGAUAUAACAGCUGAGGACAUGUCUGUGUGGCACAUUCCCAACAAGUUGCCGCUGGAGCACUGGAACCAAGAAGCUGCAGCCAUCCUCCGCUACCACACUGAAAACCAGUUCCUCACAUUGUACGGAGGAAAUCUCUUUCAGCUGUUCAAGCAAUAUCCGGUGAGAUACAAAGUUGGAACAUGCAGUGACAGAGGGCCAGCUAUUCCCAUCAUAUACGACCACGGAGACGCGGAGUCCACCAAAAAGUUGUAUGGACCCAAUCCAAGAAGGGAGUUUGAACCAGGCUUCAUCACUUUCAGAGCAAUAAACUGGGAAUCUGCGGCCAUGGCUAUCUGCUCUGGUGUCAAGCCGACUGUCGGUUGCAACACUGAACAUUAUUGUAUAGGAGGAGGAGGAUAUUUCAACCCUGAGGAGCAGUGUGGGGACUUCCCAUCUUUUGACUACGACAGACUGGGCAAAGAGCAAGGCUGGAGCGCCUCCAAAGAGAUGACCGAGGCUGCUGUGUUACUGUUUUACCGCUGAGUGGGUUUGCGUAGCCUCGACUAUAGUCAGUCCCAGCUGUAACCAGAUCAGGUGACAUCAGAUUUAUUUGUACAGCCAUCAAUCAUAAAAUUUCUCUUUUAUUGGAGAACAAAUCAGAAGUUGACAGUGAAAGAAUCAUUUGUAAUUAAGCAACACAAACCGUAGAUGGCACUGCUGAACUGUGUAGUUACACGAAACAUUCAAAGUUGUUUUUACUGGAAUUAAUUUGACAGUUUGUUUUAGUCAGCAGAGAAAAAGAAAGAUGAACUGCGAAUAGAUUUCAUGGUCACGGUCUAACCUUCAAUUUUUAUGAAAAAAAAUUUGCAUGUAAGUCAUCCUCAUUAUUAUUGACGAGCACAUACACCUAAAAUACUCAGGACUAACCAGUGAAACUGAGUAUUUUUUAAAUCUUGUGUCCAUUGCUUCCACUGACAGCUCAUGACAUAAAAACCUUCAGGUGGUCUAGAGGUCACCUAUAGCUGAAAGACAAACUGGCCACGCUGGCUGGAUAUAGCCAUGGACUUCAAACAGAUGCUGGAGGUCUAAAGCUUGCACAUUUGUUCCCUUGUGUGAUGUGUGUCCUCUGAUUCUUGGAACUAAAGAUCUGAUUAAUUAAACAUCAAAUUUUCACUGAAGGUUUAGUAAGAAAUGUGGUAAAGAUGAAAUGCGUUUCCAUGGAAACCCUGCUUUGAUUAGAAUGUUAUUAACCUGAUCUAGAGCUAUAUUAAAAGCUAAGACUAGGUGUGGCUUUAUUUAACCUAAAAGACAGACAGACAAACAAAUGAACAAACAAACAAACAACACCCACACUUGAAAACUAACUGAAAUGAUUUUUUGAAAUAAAAACAAAAUACAAAUAUUUGCAGUAAAUGUCCUUACUUGUAGUUUUUGACAACACAGCGAGUAUGACGCAUUUGUUUGAUGAGACAUGAGAUAACUAAACAAGCAAAUACCCAGCCUCACAAAGUGUUGUGUCUUUAUUGUAAUACCUGUUUUAACUUUUCCAAAUUUUAGCUGGACAAACACUCUUCAUAUAAUAAUAAUAAGAAAAGCAAGAAAAACAAAAAUCCCUUUAAAACUAACACUGAAACUAGCCUAAACUGAAUCCAAACCUUUCUAAACAGUAACACCAGGGCUGAAAAUACAAAACUGUAACAUUUAACAACGAAUGCUGAGCUUGCGGUAAACGUAACUGCUUUUUUUUUUUUUUUUUACGUCUCUACCAUUUUACUUACCUGACUUCUUACGACCAUGGGUCUGAUACAACCUUUGGUUAAGACAGCUAACGACUGCACUGCAAGCAGAAAUGAUGAAUAUAAAUGUAGGUAUUCAUUUUUUUCUUUUUAGGAAUAAUGCACAUCUUAUUUAUUUAAUAAAUAAAUAAAUAUAUUUAUAUCCCCCCUCCUGUAUGCCACUCUACGAGUCAGCUGAGCUAGAAACUUAAAAAGAAAAACAAAACCAAACUCUUAUGGAAGAAUACUCUACUCGGAAAACAUGUAUUGGUAAAAUAUAGCAAGAAUAAAAUUGUUCUAAUUGUUAUGUGUAUGCUCUGAAUUCCUCAGAAACACUAAAAGAAAAUGAAAAACAAUUAAGAUGAUUAAAUAUCUAACAAGUUAAAGAAAGGGGAUGAAACGGGGUACAGGUGAGGAUUUCCGGUGUAGUCUCGAUUUUCUGCACUACGCAAACAAAAUUCAAAAUAAUGGGAGUUUAUUUUUCACAUUAUUGACCUCCAGUCUUUAAUAAUCAUUCUCCUCGGUGUUUCUUAGUGUGACAGAAAAGCAAAGCUGAGAAGUGUGAGGUAAAUAUUGUGUUUAAUAAACAAACAUCAGUCAGGGAACUGACAUUAGUCUGGGGAUGGAGACGGGGAAAUAUAAAGCACAAUGCACAUGUGUAGUGGUGGAGGGGGGGACAUAUUUAUCUGUUACACAAGGUGCCCCCCGUACAGUAGGAGCAGGAAGUUCUAUAUAACAUACAGAUCAGGAUCCAAGUCUACGGUACAAAAACUUAGCAGCAACAUGUUAACAUCGGAGACCAAGGGGCUAACAAAGUAGUUUCAUUUAGAAAAAAGUCACAGUAUUCUUUAAGCAUAAAUUUGUUAAAAAGGUAAAAACAGUCCUAAGCAUCCUCUAGGGUCAAUGCUACUCACAAGAUCUGUGUGUGAAAUACAUAGGUAGGGAAAUUAUCUAUACAUUUAUACUCUAAUAUAAAGACCUUCUGGUAAUGGCACAGUACAAACUUCCAGGAAACGCGACAAAAAUAUACAAUGUCUUCACGUCACAUUUGCAGAUUAAAAUGUAACUAAAGGUCUCUGGCAAGCACAAUAGUUUCAGUGAUCCAAAAAAAAAGGAAAAAACAACUUCUCACCAUUUUGUUAGUUCAGCUAUCUUGACAGAUUAUGUCUUUUUAAUACAAAAAUAAGGACAAAUACUGUAUAAAUUAAUAUAUAUUAAAAGAAUCAGAUUGAUACAUGGGGAAUCUACUGAAUAAGUACAGGUAUUUAUGAUACAAUAAAUACUUGUCAUUCAUGACUGGGGGCAGAAUAAACGGACUGAAGUGUGUUUAUCCUGGCAGGUAAUAGGUUUACCUCUAUAGGUGAGAGUAUUUAUGUGUGUUUGUGUUUGUGUGUGUUGUUCAGUAGCUGUAGAAAAUAGCACAUGAUUGAGCACAGCUGUGUGUAGGAUCAUGCACACAGUCUCAGAGGGUUCAGGAGGUCUGUUAAAAGGGAGACUGCAGACUGCAGUGGUGAUUUCUUGUGAAGGUUGUCACUGCUCGCCCUCUCCCAGUGCCUUAACGCAGCUCCUCCUAGUGGUGAGUCUGUGGUACUAAGGUUACUCCUAAAACACACAACUGGGGGACAGGAAGCAGGAAGUCUGUGGUCAGGAAGUGGUCAGCUGUCAGUGACACGUCAGUCCUCCAGGGAAGAGACAAGUG
Haplochromis burtoni (Burton's mouthbrooder) is the source of this 5193-nucleotide messenger RNA. Its product is annotated as intelectin. Gene Ontology annotation, molecular function: oligosaccharide binding. The coding region runs from base 1270 to 2262 and encodes 330 amino acids. The record is from RefSeq and is a predicted model, not a curated record. The transcript has 7 exons. Lineage: Eukaryota; Metazoa; Chordata; Actinopteri; Cichliformes; Cichlidae.